AUGAUCUUCAGGAACCAUGUCGGAGCAUAUGUGGGUGGCGCAUGCCAUGUCCUCUCACUGGGGAGUGACCCGGAGAGGAUUGAGCUCCUGGCAUGCAGGAGAGCUGCCCGGUUGGCGAAUGAUCUAAACAUCACAAACCUACACAUCGAGAUGGAUUGCAAGACGAUUGUGUGCAAGCUCCAGAACGUGCAGAAAGAUUUCUCACCUCUGGGGCCUAUUGUGGAGGAAGUCAGGCAGUUGUUGGCAUCAAGGGAAAGCUGGAAGAUUUCUUGGGUGAGAAGAGAAGCUAAUGGUGCUGCCCACUCGUUAGUGAAGGAAGCUGCAACGAAUAAAAUUUGCAAGGUGUGGCUGCAUGUGCCCCCAGACUUUAUUUUGCCUGUUGUCGCAGACGAGAUCCCCAUGUGGGAAGUUUAA
Molecule: messenger RNA, 414 nt
Organism: Aegilops tauschii subsp. strangulata
Lineage: Eukaryota; Viridiplantae; Streptophyta; Magnoliopsida; Poales; Poaceae
Source: RefSeq, a predicted model, not a curated record